AUGGGCCCCCUCCCUACAACGACCGUGUACGAGUGCCCGGGCCCUCCCAUCGCCUACUCCUCCGUCUCCUUCUGCCACCAAACUUCGCUCAAAGCGCCCACGUCCGUGGCUUCUUCGUUCGACAGCGGCGACUCUUCCUUCUCCAGCGGCGACGACGCUCUCCCCUCCGCACAAUACCAGAACGUGGAGAUGAUGGGCACGACGGCCAUGGGCGCAAUGGCCGAUACCUUCCUGCGGUCGAACGAUCGCGACGAUGCGCCGCCGCCGCCGCUACCCGGACGAUGGACGAGGGUAGCAGCCAAGGUCAGGAAUGGCGAUGGGGUCAGGGAUUGUGAUGGGGCGGCAGCGACAGAGGCGGCGACGGACCUCGGCCGCUGCGUCGCGACAAUCGGCGGAGCCCACGGGACGCCCGAGUGGCUGGAUGACCCCGCGCGCUUCACGUGCGCCGUCAGCGCGCCCUCCAAGCGCAGCAAGUUCGGCGGCAUCAAGAGCUACCUGGCCUACGAGCUCACGUCGUCGUCGGCGGCGGCAGCGGCCGACUCGCCGGCCCCCUCGUCCGUGUGGCGCCGCUACAAGCAGUUCACGUGGCUGCGGGCGCGCCUCGAGGAGAAGUUCCCCGCAGUGGUGGUGCCGCGGCUGCCGGGGACGCUGCCCGCCGCGGCGCGCUACGCGCCCGAGUGCGUGCGGCGACGCGUGGGCGAGCUCUCGCUGUGGCUGGAGCACGUCACGGGCCACCCCGCGCUCGCCGGGUGCGACGUCUUGCGGCACUUCUUGACGUGCGGCGACAACGUGGAGGAGUGGAAGGGCGGCAAGAGACGCGCCGAGCGAGACCGCCACGUGGGCCACACCUUCUACCUCGGCGUCGACGUCCGAUGCUCCGCCGACCUGCAGCACGCGGAGGAGCUGGGCAAGUCCAUGAAGCUGUUCCACGUCAACGCGGAGAGCAGCAUGGCCGAGCUUCGCCAGGCCACGUGGCAGGCGGCGUCGCAGUGGCGCGACGGUGGCCGCCGCUCCUACGAGCGCCUGGCGCUGGCGCUAAACCAGCUGGGCGCCACCUUCUCAGCGCUGGCCACGCUGCCGGGUCCACCCGCCGCCGCCGGAGGUGACGCUGGAGGUGGCGCUGGAGGUGGCGGGCUCGGCCCGCUGGGCAACGCGCUGGUCCAAGCAGGAAACGCCAUCCGGGCGGCGGGGCUAGCGGCGACCGCGCACGCCAGAGCCGACACGGAGCCGCUGAACGAGGCCGUGAGCUUCUACGGCGGCCUGACCUGCGGCCUCCCCGAGCUCCUCAAGCUGCACAACAGCGCGCUGUCACGGGCCAAGGACGAACAGAGGCGGCGUGCGGCCGGCAGGGCGGCAAACCACCGAGCCAACACGGUGCUGUGCGUGUGCAUGGCGGAGGAGCUGGAGGUGUCGAGAGCCGGCGAGCGGAUCUUCAAGCGAGCCCUCGCCCUCUUCCUGGAGGGGCAGCUCGCCUUCCACCGUCACAUGGUCAAGGAGCUGGAGGAGUGCCUGCAGGCCUGCGCGUACGAAUGAACGCCCACAGUCGUCCCACGUCUCGUACGGGCGACCACGAUAGUCGCGGAGCUUCGCACUGCGAGCACCAAGGCCGCCCUGGGGCAACACGGCGGGCGUACUCGCCGUCAAUGUAAAUAUGCAACAUUUGUACGUUCCGUGACGUUUUUAAAGAUUAGGGGCCAGUGUUUCGCGGCGCCGCGGCCCAAAAUUGAGCAAAUUUGAAAAGGAAAAAAAGCUGAAAUCGAAUGAAUGUUUGAAAUGCGUAGCAACAUCGCCACCCCAAUUGCAACACUUUGCCAGGAGUCUCAGUGAGGUUUUCCCGUGGAAAUACAUUUUAAGAAUGUUAGACACAACGAAUGAUGCGGCUUGAAUGGCUCACUGGUCCAAGUAGCCACGUCAAUGUCCCGAGGCGAGGGCCUGCCGAGACUCUGGGUUUGGGCCACGCCGUUUUCCCAGUGGCUACCGCAGUCGUGACCCACGUUCGGCCCGGUAGUGUCAGCCGAGUCACCUAGGCUCCCCGUACGCCCUCUAUGCUAUUCUUGGUGUCCUCCCGCACCUCCGAUUAACACGGUUGGCUACGUACGGUGCGAAAGAAGUUCAACGUGCAUACUCCCAAAUUCCUCUCCAACAGGCAUAACAUUGCCAAUAGCAGGUUGAAUAUUGUACACGAGGCUCAAUUUAGGUUGGUUCAACUCGCGCGACAGCACGUUCAAUUAUCAAGCGCCAUCGGUGUACACGGGGCAGGAAUCUGGGGUGCUAUGUAUACAUUGCUGUCUUUACAAAGAUUCACCGUAUAGCCUUAACAGACUUUUUGGGCAAUUGCUACUAGCGAGUACCUAUUAAAGCAGGAAGGGCACACCAGGGGGUGGGUGACCAUCACCAUGCCCGGCUGCCUUUGUCCCACCCUCAGGACCGGUUAAAAUAUUUGCCGUCACUCUUAUUAGUCACGAGCGGGAAUCGAACUCGGGUCGCCGGAUUUGUAACGCGAGUGGACUAACCGCUGCCACCGCUCCCCCGCAGAGCAUGCACGCACGCACACACACAGAAGACAGACUUCAGGUUUAGAAAAAAAUGACUGCACAUUUAUUGCUACCAAUGUUAUAUACACAUGACAGUUGAUGCAACUGUAGCCAAAAAAAGAAAUGAAAAAAAAGAAAAUAACAAUUUAAAAAUAUAUAAUUAUAAUAAAAACGAAGAACGAAUGGAAGAUAGGUUGUACGGUAAUUCAGGACGGCCGUGUAAUACCGGAUAGGUGUUUCAUAAACGCCACCACUUCGGGACCCAGAUUGUCCCUACACAGAACUUAAGGCUUCUAUUGUAUGCCACUCUGUCGUGUCCGAGUAAGCAUCGUAUAUUUUGGAGCACACAGUAUGAAUCUGAAACGAAAAACUACAUCCGUAGGCACUAAAGCUACAUUAGCCUAAAAACAGCACACCAUUGCUUUAUUUUAUUCUUCUUUCGUAAAUGAUAAUGCAUACAAUACAGUUUGGUAGUUUACCAUAAUGCUAUUGCCAAACCAUACCUAGGAUUCCUAGCUAUCAUAGUAAAAUAAAAGUAACAUUUUUUUUGUAUUUUUCUUUUUUUACUUAUUAAGAUAUUUUUUUUCAAAACUAUAAAGGGUAAUGGUUAUAACAAUCUGUGACGAAAAAAAGUUGUAUCCAUGUUUCCCCUUCCACAGUCUCGACAUUUUCCUUUCAUCAUAAUUAUUACAAGGUUAAAAGGGACAUUAUAUAUAAAAAAAAGAAAGCUAGAAAGGCUAGCUACGCGGGGAAAAUAAGUCCCCAACAAAAAAAAGCAUUUCGUUUCUCGUUAUAAAUGAAAAGCAAUGUACAACUUUCAAAACUCGGUCGCGCGAAAAAACCCCGCGCGGCCGUGCGAGUGGCGCACGAUCAUUUUAGGAACUGUGAUUUUUUUUUAAAAAACGUCGUCAUCAUCGUCGUCGUCGUCACCACCUCCUCCUCCGUAUACAAUCCUCCCCAAUUUUUUUGCUUGUUUUCAAAAUACCGCUGGCCACCCCUUUCUCAAAAUGCACGUGUCAGUUGUGUCCACAAAUACUGAAAUGGAGACGAAA
Molecule: messenger RNA, 3586 nt
Organism: Lethenteron reissneri (Far Eastern brook lamprey)
Lineage: Eukaryota; Metazoa; Chordata; Hyperoartia; Petromyzontiformes; Petromyzontidae
Product: sorting nexin-33-like
Biological process (GO): endosomal transport; plasma membrane tubulation; endocytosis
Cellular component (GO): plasma membrane; cytoplasmic vesicle
Molecular function (GO): phosphatidylinositol binding
Source: RefSeq, a predicted model, not a curated record